Molecule: messenger RNA, 688 nt
Organism: Brassica oleracea var. oleracea
Lineage: Eukaryota; Viridiplantae; Streptophyta; Magnoliopsida; Brassicales; Brassicaceae
Exons: 2
Coding region: 123-659 (178 amino acids)
Source: RefSeq, a predicted model, not a curated record
UCUACCUUAAAUAUUUGUCAAAACUCUCUAUUUGGUUUAUUCUCUUCCGCUUCCUUCUCUCUGCUUUUGAAACAUUCCUGUGAGUGAAUUCGAUCGAAUAAAACAAAAGAGUGGGUAACAAAAUGGAUAUGGCGACGGUAACGAAAUAUCUGGAGAGAUCGGUGCAGAAUUCUUCACUGAGUAAUCGGAGAAGGAGUUUCGAAGAUGGGCUUAGUAUGACGGACGAGAGCGAGGGUGAUCAUGUCCCGAUCUCAGAUAGAUCCUUGGAGCUCAAUUCUCGUAUCUCUAUUCCUUCACAUUUGGAACAGUGUCUUGAUCUUAAGACAGGAGAUUUUUUCUACAUAAACCGGAACAGCAGAAUGAGAGUGAUGGAAGAUCCAAGGAACUCGGUUAGCUACAACAAUGCAGGUGAAUUUAGUGGAGAGUCUGAUGUAACUGUGUUUUCAGAAGAUGACAGCUUGUCCUAUUAUGAGAGCGAAGAGUCUUCAUCAGAGUCAUCAAGGGAGAGUCACAUAGAAGAGGAAGAAGAACAAGUUCUUGUGGUUGCUGGUUGCAAAGCUUGUUUAAUGUAUUUCAUGGUACCUAAACUCUUAAAUGAUUGCCCCAAAUGUUCAGCUCAUCUUCUCCGCUUUGAUCGACCUCACUCUGCUUCUCCUUAAACCUCUUAUUUACUGUUGUUUUUCCCUUU